Messenger RNA from Myotis lucifugus (little brown bat), 4076 nucleotides. RefSeq names its product sodium channel epithelial 1 alpha subunit (gene SCNN1A). Lineage: Eukaryota; Metazoa; Chordata; Mammalia; Chiroptera; Vespertilionidae. The record is from RefSeq and is a predicted model, not a curated record. Gene Ontology annotation, molecular function: ligand-gated sodium channel activity. Gene Ontology annotation, biological process: sodium ion transmembrane transport. The transcript has 13 exons. The coding region runs from base 929 to 3007 and encodes 692 amino acids. Gene Ontology annotation, cellular component: membrane.
ACUCCCCAGGGAGGGGAACUAGCUCCUGGAAGCCCACUUGAGCCUCCCUCCAUUGCUCUCCUGCAGGAGAGGGGAGAGUCCCUUUGGGGCUGGCUCCCGCCUUUUCACCUUCCUCUCUCUGCCUCUCCUCCAUGCCCCCUCCCAGUCCUUCCUGCACCGGUCUCCCUUUUUCUGCCUUUCCUGCUCUCCUGGUCUCUCCCCCUUAGUCUCACAGUCCUGGCUUGUCUGUUUUCCUCGUUUUUGCCCUCCUAGCUUUGUGUUCGGGAUCCUUCUCCCCAGUCAAGAUUUCUGACUCUCACUUGCCAGUCUGUUCCUUGCCUGUCAGCUUCCUAUCACUCCCCAGGCCGACUCUGCUUCUCUGUCCCUACUCCCAGGUCAGCCCUCAGGAGUCCUCCUCCUCCUGGUUCUCAGCUCAGACUCCUCCUCUGACCCUCCCCCGCUCUGCCCUGCUCACCUUUAAUUGAGAUGCUAAUGAGGCUUCUGUUGCUUCCACCCCGGCCGGCAGGCGGGCUCCCAGGCCGGUCUCUGCACCUGUCAGGUGAGGGGGAGGAGAGGCUCUUGGCUGCCAGAUUCAGCUAGAAAGGAACCAGUCCCAGUCCAGUCACAACUUGGGAGUGGGGAGCAGGUGGCAGCCAGGACUCCUGGAGACCUGCCAUCCUUGGGACCUGGGACGGAGGGAGUCAGGACACAGCGAGUCAGGACACAGACCAGGCAGGAGCAGGACGGGAGACUGGAGGAGAGAACCUGGACUGAGAGGGGAGAGGGGGAGGAAGAGGAAGAGAGGCAGGAUCAGAGAGCCUGGCACACAGAGGAGCCGGGCGAGGAAGGAGAGAGUUGGGAAAGAAACCCAAGAGAAGGAGAGAGAGGUGGGGGGAGAGGGGGAGAGAGAGAGAGACCAAGAACGGGACUGACUACCUAGCAGAGGCUGAUGGCUGAGGAAACGAAAAGGGAGGUUCUGGGACUGAAACCAAAAGGUGACCUUAUCAGGGAAGCAGAGGAGAGGCCACUCCAGCGAAACCCAGCUCCAGCUCUGGCCCUGGCUCCAGCAGGGCUCAUGAAGGGAGACAAGUGCGAGGAGCCGGGGCCAGACCCCAAGCUGGCGGCGGCCCCCCUGCAGCCCACGGAGGAGGAGGAGGCCCUGAUCGAGUUCCACCGCUCCUACCGAGACCUGUUCCAGUUCUUCUGCAACAACACCACCAUCCACGGCGCCAUCCGCCUGGUGUGCUCCCAGCACAACCGCAUGAAGACGGCCUUCUGGGCCGUGCUCUGGCUCUGCACCUUCGGCAUGAUGUACUGGCAGUUCGCCCUGCUGUUCGAAGAGUACUUCAGCUACCCUGUCAGCCUCAACAUCAACCUCAACUCCGACAAGCUUGUCUUCCCCGCCGUUACCGUCUGCACCCUCAAUCCCUACAGGUACACGCAAAUGAAAGGGGAUCUGGAGGAGCUGGACCGCAUCACGGAGCAGACGCUCUCCGACUUGUACAAAUACAACUCCUUGAACACCUUCGGGAGCCACCCCCGCGGCCGCCGCGGCCUCCGGGAGACCCUGCCGCACCCCCUGCAGCUCCUGUGGGACCCGGCCUCGCCCCACGCGGCCCGCAAAGCCCGCAGCGCCGCCUCCAGCUUGCGGGACAACAACCCCCCGGUGAACUGGAAGGACUGGAAGAUCGGCUUCAAGCUGUGUAACCAGAACAAAUCCGACUGCUUCUACCAGACAUACUCAUCAGGGGUGGAUGCGGUGAGGGAGUGGUACCGCUUCCACUACAUCAACAUUCUGUCGAGACUACCAGACUCCUUCACAUCCCUGGAAGAGGACAAGCUGGGCAACUUCAUCUUCAGCUGUCGCUUCAACCAGGCCUCCUGCAGCCAGGCGAAUUACUCUCACUUCCACCACCCGAUAUAUGGAAACUGCUACACUUUCAAUGGCGAGAACAACUCCAACCUCUGGAUGUCUUCUAUGCCUGGGGUCAACAAUGGUCUGUCCCUGACACUGCGCACAGAGCAGAAUGACUUCAUCCCGCUGCUGUCCACAGUGACCGGGGCCAGGGUAACGGUGCACGGGCAGGAUGAGCCUGCCUUUAUGGAUGAUGGUGGCUUUAACUUGCGGCCUGGUGUGGAGACCUCCAUCAGCAUGAGGAAGGAAACCCUGGACAGACUUGGGGGCAACUAUGGAGACUGUACCUAUAAUGGCAGUGACGUCCCUGUCAAGAACCUUUACCAUUCCAAGUACACACAGCAGGUGUGUAUUCACUCUUGCUUCCAGGAGAGCAUGGUCAAGGAGUGUGGCUGUGCCUACAUCUUCUACCCACGGCCCAAGCAUGUGGAGUACUGUGACUACAAGAAGCAUGAUUCCUGGGGCUACUGCUACUAUAAGCUCCAGGGUGCCUUCUCCUCAGAUCGCCUGGGCUGUUUCACCAAGUGCCUGAAGCCGUGCAGUGUGACCAGUUACAAGCUCUCUGCAGGUUACUCGCGAUGGCCCUCAGUGACAUCCCAGGACUGGGUCUUCCGGAUGUUAUCCCUACAGAAUAAUUACACCAUCAAAAACAAGAGAAACGGAGUUGCCAAACUCAAUGUCUUCUUCAAGGAGCUGAACUACAAAACCAAUUCUGAGUCUCCCUCCGUCACGAUGGUCACCCUCCUGUCCAACCUGGGCAGCCAGUGGAGCCUGUGGUUCGGCUCCUCGGUGCUGUCUGUGGUGGAGAUGGCGGAGCUCAUCUUUGACCUCAUGGUCAUUACAUUCCUCAUGCUGCUCCGGAGGUUCAGAAGCCGAUACUGGUCUCCAGGCCGAGGGGGCAGAGGUGCCCAGGAGGUGGCCUCCACUCCAGCUUCCUCCCUCCCUUCCAGCGUUUGCCCCAAGCUCUCCUCCCUGGCCGCAUCCCUGCCAAGCCCUGAUACUUCCCCAACCUUGACUGCCCCUCCACCAGCCUAUGCCACCCUGGGCCCCUGCCCAGCUCCAUCCAGCUUGGCAGGGGCCAGCUCCUCUGUCUUCACCCUGGAGGAGCCCUGAGAGGAAACCUGAGAGGAAAGGAGGGUGUCAGCCCCCGAGGCAAGCAGCUUCCCUUGGUGGGUGGGGACAGACCUUGGCAGGAUUAAGGAAUGUUUUGGGCUUGUUCUCAGCUGCCCCAACUGCCUUUGGUGUGGAGGAGGAAAGCGGGGUGAAUAAGGAGCUACAGAAAUUGCUUGGAAAACAGGAGCCACGGAAGCUGCCCAGAAUUGCCCUUGGCUCCUGCCCAGUACCCCCUGGUCCUGCCUCUAGAACCCUCUGGCUUCCUCAUCCAAGUGGAGAGAAAUCUCCUUUUCCCUUGGAUCAGCCAAGUCAGACUUGGAGCUUUGACAAGGAACUUUGCUAGGAAACAAAUGAAGACCAGAACAAAACACACAAGGGCACACAAAGGCAUGCCCAGGUCUCCUACCCAAGGAUGACUGAAGCCAGUUCUGACUGGCCCGGCCACACUGCUUUCCAGUGACACGGACCUUUGCUCCUCUUCUUGAAGUUGGGUGGGGAACCUCACCCAAAAGCCCCCUGAGUUAGUUCUUGGGCAAGUCCCCUUCCAUGACUCCCCAGAGUAGGGCUGGAGCAGACCAGUGCAGUAAAGGUUUGGUGUUUCCAGUUGGACCCACGACUCUUCCAGCCUCAUCUAUACCCCUACCACCACCACCCCCCGCCCCCCACAGCCCAUCCUAGCACUCUGCCUGUAUCCUUCACACCUCUGCAAGUCGUCUCAAACUAUUUCCUAAACCUGGAAGCUUUCCCCACCAUUGGCUGGAGAACUCCUAUGCAUCCCUUAGAACCCUACACAGACACAACUACUUCUAUGAAGGCUUCUGCCCCAUCUUGUCUUCCCCAGAAUUGAUCACUCCCCUCUUCCCUGGACUCCCAUAGUGCACCAUAUCAUUGGUUGGAAUGCUGAUUUUGCAUUUUACUUUCCUGUUCAUUUGUGUCUGCCUCCCCAACUAGACUGUGAGCUCCUUGUGGUCAGGGACUGUUGUUCAUUUAUGUAACCUCAGGGUCUAGCCCAGUGUCCGACUUGGAGCAAGUAGGCAGGCACUCAAUAAAUAUUUGUUGCAUAAAAAAA